Monoraphidium neglectum is the source of this 2649-nucleotide messenger RNA. RefSeq lists its product as hypothetical. The record is from RefSeq and is a predicted model, not a curated record. Gene Ontology annotation, biological process: L-tryptophan biosynthetic process. The coding region runs from base 1 to 2649 and encodes 882 amino acids. NCBI's taxonomy places the organism in Eukaryota, Viridiplantae, Chlorophyta, Chlorophyceae, Sphaeropleales, Selenastraceae. The transcript has 8 exons.
AUGAAGACCCUUCUCAUCGACAACUACGACUCCUAUACUUUCAACCUCUUCCAAAUAUGUGCGGAUGUCUUUGAAGAGGAGCCCCUGGUGUACCACAACGACGGAAUAUCUAUUGAGGGAAUCAAGCAGCUAGUCGCCGAUGGCGUGGUGGACAGCAUUAUCCUGUCGCCGGGGCCUGGCUCGCCGCUGGUGCCGUCCGAUGUUGGGGUGUGCAUGGACGUGCUGCGCGAGCUGCAGCACAUUCCCGUCCUGGGCGUGUGCCUCGGACACCAGGCGCUCGCAGCCGCCCACGGCGCGCGCGUCGUCCGCGCGCCAGAGCCGGUGCAUGGGCGGCUGAGCGCGCUGCAGCACAGCGGCCACCCGCUCUUCUCAGGCUGCCCGUCGGGGCGUGGCGGAGGGUUUGACGUCGUCAGGUAUCACUCACUGGUGGUUGCCCCAGACUCGCUGCCGCCGCAACUGCUGCCACUGGCCUGGACCUGCGCCGGCCACCACGCAGUCGCGCUCAAGGGGGAUGCUGCAGCGCCGGCGAAAGCGUCGGCCAUGGCUUCGGGCGCACGGCCGGGCGAGAGCGCUCAUGGCGCCACCAGCGGCGACGGCGACGGUGGGGAUGGCGCUGCGGGCGGCGCUGCGGAGGAGGCGGAUGCUGCUGCAGUGGCGGGAGCGGGGCGGCGGUAUGGCGGUUGCUGGGGGGACGGCGGCGCUGACGGGGGUGGUGGCCGGGAACAGGCAACGGCGGCUCCAGCGGCGGAGCUUGCGACGGUGGGGCCUGGGACGGCGUCGACAAGGCUGCGGCUGCAGUGGGCGCGGCUUCGCGGUGUCGUGGAGGCGGUGGGCGGCAGCCAGGCGCUGUUUGAGGCGCUGGCGGGCCCUGGGGGCGGCGCUGACGCGUUCUGGCUGGACAGCUCGGCAACCGAGAGGGCGCGCUUCUCUUUCAUGGGCUGCACCGGCGGCCCCCUGUGGCGGCGCAUCACCUACCGCCUGCCGCCGUCACCUGCUGCCGCGCCCGGCUCGGCGGGGCCCCAGCCGUUGCCCGGGACGCUCACAGUGACGGCGGCCGACGGCACCAGUAGUGCGGCGCCGCUGUCUGUAUGGGACUACCUCGAAUCACAGCUGGCACUGCUGCGGCUGACGGGCUGCACGGAGAGCGGCAGCAGCACCAUUAACAGCAACAGCAGCGGCGACGGUGGCGGCGGCGGCGGUGGCCUCGCUGAAGCCGCCGAGCAGCUGCCCUUUGACUUCUGGGGCGGCUUUGUGGGCUACCUAGGGUACGAGCUCAAGUCGGAGUGCGGCGGCGCCGCGGCGCACGCAGCGGCGACGCCGGACGCGGCGUGGUUCUUUGCGGACAGGGUCGUGGCGGUGGACCACCGAGCGGGGGGCGGGGGCGACGUGUAUCUGCUGGCGCUGCACGACAGCGGCGGCAAGCAGCAGCAGCAGCAGCAGCAGGAGCAGCAGCAGCAGGCAGAAGCAGGGGCAUGCUCAGGAGCCGCGGAGGCGGAAGCAGAGUCGGAGGCGGAAGCUGCGGCGGCGUGGAUCGCGCGAACCGCGCAGCUGGUGGAGCGGCUCGCGUCACACGGACGCGCCGGCGGCAGCGCGUCGGGUGCAGCUGCAACCGGAGUAGCUGCCACUGCCGUCGCCCGCACCAACGGCUGCGAGCAGGGAAAGCCGGAUCCUCUGCAUGAACAGCUGCAGCAGCAGCAGCAGCAGCAGCAGCAGCAGCAGCAGCAGGGGCGGAAUCAGCGGCAGCCCCACCACCACCCGCCGCCGCCGUUCCGCCUGCGGGACAGCCGGCGGCGCUACGUGGCCAACGUGGCGGCCUGCCAGGAGGCGCUGGCCGCGGGGGAAUCCUGCGUGGACGGCGGCAGCAGCAGCGGCGGCGGCGGCGGCGGCGGCGAUGACGUCACCGUCUGCUGCUCCUCCCCGGAGCGCUUCCUGCGCGGCGGCCGCGGCGGCCUGCUCGAGGCGCGCCCCAUCAAGGGCACCGCCCCGCGGCGCCCCGACGACCCCGCCGCCGACGCCGCGCUCGCGGCGGCGCUGGCGGGGUGCGAGAAGGAGCGGGCGGAGAACCUCAUGAUCGUCGACCUCUUGCGCAACGACCUCGGCCGCGUGUGCGAGCCCGGCAGCGUGCACGUCCCGGGCCUGAUCGAGCUCGAGUCCUACGCCACAGUCCACCAGCUCGUCUCCACGGUCCGCGGCCUCCGCCGUGCCGGCGUCGGCGCCGUCGCCGCCGCGCGCGCCGCAUUCCCGGGCGGCAGCAUGACUGGGGCGCCCAAGGUGCGCAGCAUGGCCAUCCUGGACGAUCUGGAGGGCGCGCCGCGCGGCGUGUACUCGGGCUCCCUCGGCUUCUUCUCGGUCAACGGCACGUUUGACCUGAACAUCGUGAUCCGCACCGCCGUCUUUGCGCACGGCCUCGCGCGCAUCGGGGCGGGCGGGGCGGUGGUCGUGCAGAGCGAGCCGGCGGCGGAGUACGAUGAGAUGCGGCUCAAGGCGGCCGCGCUGCUGAGGGCGUUUGGCAUGUGCGACGCCGGCGCGGCGGCCGGUGGCGGAUCAUCCGCCGUGGCGGCCCCGGUAGUGUUGGGCGAGGCGGACGAGGAGGAGGGGAAGGAGGAGGAGGUUCAGGGCAACGCGGCUCGGGCGAAGCGUGCGUCGUGA